Molecule: messenger RNA, 1752 nt
Organism: Medioppia subpectinata
Lineage: Eukaryota; Metazoa; Arthropoda; Arachnida; Sarcoptiformes; Oppiidae
Source: the annotation of a GenBank genome assembly
AUGUCGCAACCAGUGACUGACUCGCUGUCGCGCGACGAAGCGCUCUUCCACUUCGCCAACAAAUGCCAACAAAAGCUCUUCAUUUGGCGCCAAUUCGAGGACUGUUUCAAAUGUCCGCUCGUGUUCUGGACGGCGAUCGACGCCCAGAGCGAAGUCGUGGUGAAGAACUCGACGAACGACGCCCUCUGGUGGGCGAUCACCGAAACCAAGAAUUCUUCCGAUUAUUUGCUUUCGAAAGAAGAGAAGAUUUUCUGCAAAAACCAAAUCUCGCCGAAAGACCAGUCGAUCCACAAGAUCUCCAUUUCCGGCGCAAACCACAACUUCUCGUGCGAAACACAGACCCUCGACGACGGCCGCAACAACGCCUGGCCGCUGGUCGUGGCGGCCGCGGUGUACGUCCUGCUGGCCGUCCUCUUCUACGGCGGACGACGUCUGUAUUGGCGCUACAGAGCGCGUCACGUGACGCAGAUCGCGAGCGAAGAGCCGGACGACAAGAAUGAGGACAAACGGCGGAAGCGCCUGAAGUCGUUGGACUGCUUUCGAGGAAUCACCAUUUUGAUGAUGAUCUUCGUCAAUGUGGGCGCCGGCGGCUACGAGUUCCUCGACCACGCCCCCUGGGACGGCUUCCACUUCGCCGACAUCAUCUUCCCGUGGUUCAUCUUCAUCAUGGGCACCACCAUGGCCAUCUCGCUCAAGAGCCAAGUGGUCAGACACAAGACGCCGCCCAAACUCAUCUUCUUCCAGAUCGCCAAACGCUCGCUCACGCUCUUCGCCAUCGGACUCGUCCUCAACUCCAACGGCGAAGCCAAUUGGCGGACGCUGCGCAUUCCUGGCGUUCUGCAGCGCUUCGGCGUUUCCUAUCUGGUCGUGGCCUCGAGUCACGCGCUCUCUCUCCUCCUCCACAAGGGCGAGCUGUUCGGCGCGCUUCGGAUCCACCAAUUGGUGGACGUGAUUCCCUAUUGGUUCGAGUGGAUUGUUGUCGCGCUCAUGACUCUCCUCUACACAAGUCUGACCUUCGGCUGGAAAUUCGCCGACAAUUGCCUCAAAGGAUAUGUCGGUCAGUAUUCAACCAAUCAGAACAACACACAAUCAAUCAAUCCAAUCGCAGGCCCGGGCGGCAUCGCCGACGAUAUGAGCGCCGUCGCGUGCACGGGAGGCGCCGCCGCCCACAUCGACAGGUGGCUCUUCACCGACAAACACCUCUAUCAGGGCUUCACCGCCAGACACCUGUACGACCCGAAGGACGAGUUCCACCUGAUCCACGACCCCGAAGGAGUGCUCGGCACCACCAACUCCAUAAUCCUGACGUUCCUCGGCCUCCAAGUCGGCAAAAUCCUCAUCUCGUUUCCGAACCCCAGACAACGCAUCGUGCGCUGGAUCGCGUGGGGCGUCGGUUGCGGCGCUCUGGCCGCCGCUCUGGGCGCCUCCGGCCUGAUCCCCGUCAACAAGAACCUGUGGUCGCUGUCCUUCGUCCUCAUUCCCGCCUCCGCCGCCUUCUUCGCCAUUUCCCUCCUCUACUACUUGAUAGACGUGCGGAACGUGUGGCCGAACGGCCAGCCCUUCCACUACCCGGGCAUGAACUCGCUCAUCCUCUACAUCGGGCAUCAGGUGUGCGGCUCAAUGUUGCCCUUCACCUUCAACGUGGACGAAGGUGAUCACGUGGGGCCGCUCGCGCGCGACCUCUGGACGACGACCAUGUGGUUCAUUGUGAGCGUGCGUUUGGCGCAAAACGACUUCUUCUUCACGGUGUGA